AUGACGAUCUCACUCAUCGCCAUCGGCUUCAUCCUUCUGAGCCUGAGCAAGUCCAUCUUUCAGGGCUUUGCUGAAGCUACUAGUCCACCUGUUCUUCUCAACUCCCGCAACGAUGUCUCCGCUCUCGGUGAUCACGAUCUUGAUGAAGGUCAUGAAGGCGACGCCGCUGUCAAGAUGAACCGCGCUGCUGGUGUUUUUCCGCGUAACGUCGUCCACACCACUACCGAGACUGUAACGGUCACUGUGUGCGAGACUACUCCUCCAGCAACUGUUGUUCCUCCUGUUCCUGGCACCACUCCCGUCGAAUCAACCCCUCCAGGCACCGGCGUUCCGCCUCCUGCGUCUAGCAGCCCACCUCCAGCUGAAAACCCUCCUGUCUCUUCAGCAAACCCACCAGCUACGCCAGAGACAUCCGCACCAGUCCCACCGCCAGCAACCCCAGCUUCUUCUGUGGCCACACCACCAGCCAGCGAAGCCCCACCUGCAUCUGAGACUACCGGCAAUCCACCUCCACCAGCUUCUUCUGGGUCUACAACUAUCACUGUGCCAGCUGAGUCAACCUCCAUUCCAGGCACCUCAGGUGGUUCCUCAAUACCGCCCAGCAGUGCACCAUCAACUCGCGCAACUACCUCAACUGCACCUCCUGCCAGCUCGAGCGCCCCUCCUCCUGCGCCCAACGCUGGUGGUCAAAUUAACUACGACAAGACUGCUAUCAUGGCAGGAAUGAUAUUCGCUGCUAUUGCAGUGAUCUGA
Messenger RNA from Endocarpon pusillum Z07020, 753 nucleotides. RefSeq lists its product as uncharacterized. NCBI's taxonomy places the organism in Eukaryota, Fungi, Ascomycota, Eurotiomycetes, Verrucariales, Verrucariaceae. Bases 1 to 753 code for a protein of 250 amino acids. The transcript has 4 exons. The record is from RefSeq and is a predicted model, not a curated record.